AUGUUUACGGCGCAAGGCUUAGUGUAUAGCGCACUUGAUGAACUCAAGGGAAAAGUUGCAAAUGAAGAGCCGCUUUCUGUAUUUAAAAAAGCAGUGGAAAAUUGCAAGCCUCAACUUGAAGUUCGUUCAAGACGCGUAGGUGGAGCCACUUAUCAAGUUCCAGUUGAUGUGCGCCCCUCUCGUCGAAUCGCUUUGGCGAUCAAUUGGAUU
Messenger RNA from Darwinula stevensoni, 210 nucleotides. The record is from the annotation of a GenBank genome assembly. NCBI's taxonomy places the organism in Eukaryota, Metazoa, Arthropoda, Ostracoda, Podocopida, Darwinulidae.